GGGAAGGGGAUGAACUGGUGUCCUCCAAACUUCUGUCAUGGUUUUAAUCGGAUAGGAAAAGUAGAUUUUGAGUUUGACCAAAGCACUAAGAAGACCUGCGACUGAACUUAGAGCCCGUUCGCCUCGUACGAUGUGACGGUGCAAUAUGGAUGAAUAUCCCGGGAACAGAUAAGAACGUGAAGGACAGAGGAAGCCAGAGAAGACUGAGGCCUUUUAACAGAGCGAGAGUACUUAUCGCCGACAUCAUGUCCACCUCGAUAAAGCAGGAGAGAACCAUUUGUGUUCUCCUCCCCAACAAAGACCAGCUGGACAUCACUGUCGGGCCAAAGUCCACAGGACAGGAUGUCUUUAAUCGAGUGGCAGAGCUUCUUGGAAUCAAAGAGCUGCACUUCUUUGGCCUCACGGUGGUGAGAGACAAUGAGCACAUCUUCUUGGACAUGGAGGAGAAACUCACUCAAUACUUCCCUAAGGAAUGGAAGCAAGACUUUGGAAAGGGAUUACUGAGGAGACCCUUGCCUCUAGUGCUCUGCCUCAAAGCGCAGUACUACAUAGAAAACGGUAGACUCUUUUGUGAACGUAAGGCACGCCAUCUGUACUACUCUGACCUGCGGGAGCGGGUGCUUCGCUCUGAAUGCCGUCAGCAGGAGGAGGUGUACUUCCAGCUGGCAGGGUACGCCUUACAGGCUAAUCUCGGUGACCACCCGCUGCCCAGGGAGGACAUGGAGGUCACUCCUUACUUUGAACCCAAGGAGUACUUUCCCCCUUGGAUUGUAGCUAAGCGUGGGGUGAGCUACCUCCUCUGCCACGGUCCCAAGGUGCAUCAGGAGCUGUGGGGCGUGUCCUCUCGUGACGCCAUGCUGCUCUUCAUCAAGGAGUCAUGUCGACUGGAGGACGUACCCGUCACGUUUUACAAACUGCAAAAGGACAAGAAGGCCGAGAGAGGAACGGCAUUGCUCGGUCUGACCCUGCGAGGAAUGCAAGUUUAUCAGGAGGUAGACAACAUGCGACAGCUGCUGUACGACUUCCCCUGGUCAAACGUGGGACGUCUCACCUUCCUGGGUAAGAAAUUCGAGAUCCAGCCAGAUGGCUUGCCGUCAGCCAGGAAGCUGGUUUACUACACCGGGUCAUCGUUUCGCUCUCGCCACCUCCUCCUGCACCUGAGCAGCAGCCAUCGCCUCUACCUCAGCCUCCAGCCUGCCCUCAAACACAUACGCCAGCUGGAGGAGAGCGAAGAUAAAAAGCGUUACAGAGAGUCAUACAUCAGCGAUGACCUGGACCUGGACCCCGCCGGCAGUGAGAGCAGCCCUGGUCUGUCCCGACACUCCACCAGCAGCUCUGGAAUCGAAGCUGACGCCCGCCAGCGCAGCAUCUCCAUGGAGGAGGAAGGUCAACGGCAAGCGGAGAAGAGUUUGGGCUCAGCAGUCAGCCGUGGCAGCUCCCGCACCUCCGGGUUCGACACGGGCAGUAAGGCUCGGAUGGAAGACGAGGGGUGGCAAGAGGAAGACAUCCAAAGCAACAUUGGGAGUCCACAGGAGGUCCUCGUGGAUGAUCCUGAUGAGAUGUUCCAGUUGGCUGAUCUUCUUGAAGGAGUGUCAGUGGAUUGUUCAGAACUCUCCUCAGAGACUCGCUCACAAGCGUGUCCCCCAGACAGUGAUGAAGACCUCGGGAAGUCACAUAGCAAGGAUGUGUUACAACAGAUGCUGAAAUCUAGGGCACAAGUUUGCGUGGAUCGGCACAGCCACAGUCUAGAUGAUGUACGUCUGUUUCCACCUCCGGAGCCCCUGGGGACCACGCUGCCACCUGACUCCUCCCACAGCUACACCUUUGGCCUCACAGACGCCUCAACAAACACAAAGACGCCUGUCGAUCACAGCUAUUACCCUCUUUUGCACUGCCAAGACAGACCUUCCUUCUGUGGCCGCAGGUCCACCAACUGCCUCUCCCUGGACAUGUUAAGUGAUGAACAGUUCCUGGAAUUCAUACUUUGAAUCCGCCAAUUACUGCUGUCCACAAAUACGCCUUCUCCACCUUCAUCUCCAGUGCAGAUUAACUUGUAGCUUGCCAACACACGGAUGUCUCGAGCGUUUUCCACUGCAUGUGGGGAGGAUGACAACACGGGAUGUGUGUGUGUUUCAAAACUGCAGAGAGACUUUAUUGAAAAUGACAAGACCCCUCAUUCCUCAUAGAAAAGCUGUGGAUUAGAGAACGGAGCUAAUUCAGCAACAUUUCAAAUCUGUGAACGGAGCAUAUUUAUUAAUGUUGUAUAUUGUGUACAUACUACUUGCACUAUUUUAUUACAUUUCUAAUCGGUUUCCUUUUCUUUUAUAAGUUGAUGCUGUUAAAAUGUUUCUGAAAUGUCAGGGGCAUAACGUUUGACAGUAACGGACAUUUUUCCUUGCUGCUUUUAACUACUUCUUUAUUUCCUUGUUUUAUUCAGGAGAAUCCUUUAUACUGUUUUUAAAAAAAAUCAUAUUUUUUAAUAUACUCUAUUUUUGUAUAGUGUGCUCUGUCAUGCUUUUCCUAUUAUUCUGCUACAUCAAUGUAGCUGCUGAUGUGGAAAAUGUAACCUCUUUACAGCUGGUAAUGCAUUCAUCCAAAGCUUCUCUAUUCUAUACUCUCCCCCCGCUGUUGUAAUUGCAACAGAAAAGUAGUCUUUGUAAAGCACUGUUUCUGUAACGAGAAGGUGCAUAAUGAAUCUGCAGUAUUUUUGUAUUACGUAACUCCAAGACAAAGCCUCUCUGUCUUUUUUUCUCAGACAUCAUCCCUCUUUUGUAGAUGAUAAUUGGUCUUCAAAAGAACUAUUAUGCCAAUAUGAACACAGUUCGAAUGGUUUCAAGUCUCUCAACACUUUCUUCCAAUGCCAAUAAUGUAUGAACUGUAUGAACAAUUUAUUUUUACCUAAAGCAACGUUUUUUUAUUAUGGUGAAAAAUAAAUUUUAAAUCUCACUAAAGGAAACUGGGUGUCUUCACUUGUUUCAUACGUGGCUUAAAUUUGAUAUGUAAGAUUUUUGAAUUUACACAACAACUUCACUGCUAUUCCUU
Anarrhichthys ocellatus (wolf-eel) is the source of this 3042-nucleotide messenger RNA. RefSeq names its product FERM domain-containing protein 6. Gene Ontology annotation, biological process: positive regulation of hippo signaling. The transcript has 14 exons. NCBI's taxonomy places the organism in Eukaryota, Metazoa, Chordata, Actinopteri, Perciformes, Anarhichadidae. The record is from RefSeq and is a predicted model, not a curated record. The coding region runs from base 150 to 1988 and encodes 612 amino acids. Gene Ontology annotation, cellular component: cytoskeleton; cytoplasmic side of apical plasma membrane.